GUUUAACUUGGCACUGUUGAUUCAAAAUGAAAGCAAUUGAUGGAUUUCUCCCAUGGCUGCUUCUUCAUCUUAUCUAUAACAAAGUUUUGACAACUACCCUCUCGUCAACGAUAGAGACUGAGCCUUCAGAGUCGUUUCCGACAUAUUCUACUGAAUCUACCACUCUAUCUACACAAACAUUUCCACCAGCAUCCGGAUCCUGUCAUGUAUUCUUUGAUGGGGAGAAAGAAGGCACUUUCGAAGAUAAAAUUACCAUGUCAUCAUUUGACGGACCAUUUAUGAUUAAUACACCGACUAAAGCGCCGACGCAGUAUACCACAGCUAUUACAGUCAACACAGCCACAGGCACACCUGCAAUUGCGAGAGCAACUGAUCCCACAGUUACACCCAUAAUCACACCCAUAACGACGCCCUUAAGCACACCCAUAACCACACCCUUAACCACACCUAUGACCACACCCUUAACCACACCUAUGACCACACCCAAAACCUCACCAACAGGUUCACCCACCACUUGUGUUGAAUAUAAGCAGUGGAAAAUCACUGUUCGGACAGGAAACUAUAUAGAGAUGACUAUCAAGAAAAUGAAUCUUCGACCAUGGGCUUGUUUGUUUGAGACAUAUGUCAUUGUCAGAGAUGGACAUUCUUUGUCCGACAAUAUCCUCGCGAUUCUUUGUGAAGCGAGCACUACACCUCACCGCCUAGCGUCUAGUGGCGAUAAAAUGAUUGUGGAGAGAUAUGGAAAAUUGGGAUCUAGCGAAAGUACUGGGUUUGAAGCCAGCUUUGAGGCAAAACCUUUAAAAACUGGAGAUCCUCCUAGCUUUCGGGUAUCUGAGGAAAGUGUAACUUUGCUGGAGUGUUAUUCUCAAAGCUUGCUUUGCCAAGCGGGCGGUACACCUACUCCCAGAAUUACGUGGUCUAAAAGUGGAAGAGUUUUACAAAAUAGUACAAGUGUAAUUUAUACACCAAGCUGUUAUUCGAAAUCAGGAAAUUACACCUGCAGAGCAAGUAAUUUUAACGGCUCGGAUACGAAAACUCUUCUAGUUCACACCGAGAGGUGCUCUCAUCUUUGCAGGUGUCGCAAACUGAAAUCACAUCCAUUCUGGUUUCGAGUUGACUGUUGGGUUUACUACGAAAGAACAGUUCCGAGGGACAUUCCUCUCGCCACAAAAUAUUUGUUUUUUACUCGUGCCUAUUUGAGGCAUAUUUAUCCAAAGUCAUUUGAAAACUUAACUUACCUGCAGUACUUAUCGAUUACGCAUAAUUUUAAUCUGUUGAAUUUGACGAGAAAUGCGUUCGGAGGACUUAAGCAACUCAAGUACUUGGAAAUUAGCCAUCAUUAUUUGUUGGAUAUCGAAGAGGGAACUUUUAAUGAUCUGACAUCUUUAGAGUUUCUCUUUCUGGAAAGCAAUGGGAUAAGUUUCUUACGACCGAACGUCUUUACUGGUCUUUUGUCUCUUCGAGAACUGUAUUUAACCAACAACUACCUGAAGGAAAUUUCAAUGGAAAUAUACACGCUAGAAAAACUGAAUCUUUCAUUCAAUCAAUUAUCAAACCUGGAUGAAAAAAGUUUUCGUGGUACAAGAAACUUUACAAAAGUUAUGGACCUAAGAAGGAAUCGGAUCAGUAGGAUAGCGGAGGGCACGUUUGCGAAAUUUUUCUCACUGGAGGAACUUUAUCUUUCCAUCAAUGCGUUAAGCAAUCUUCCACCGAUUAUAUUUCAAGACCUGUCGAAGCUGCGAGUUCUAGAUAUCUCCUACAACAAAAUCUCCACGCUGUCUAAACCCAUCUUCGACAAGUUGCGAAGCUUAGAAACGCUCGUUCUUUCUCACAACGAAAUUGUCGUGAUACCUGCCAACGUCUUCAGCAGAUUGAAUAGUUUGAAAACUCUACAUCUACAAAACAAUUUCCUCGAUCGUAUGCCUCCAGAGACGUUCAGCUAUCUUAAAAGUCUACGAAACUUGAGAAUGGACAGUUUCUCCCUGUGUUGUUACGCUUCUCUUCACCUUGAGAAAGUAAGCUGUGAGUAUCCAAAGCUGGAGGGUAACGCCUUGUCGAGUUGCAAUCGCAUGAUCGAUGCCUCUGGUCCUCGAAGGAGUAUCUGGUUGCUGGGUAUCCUGGCUGUUGUUGGUAACCUGGCAGUGAUAGCAUGGCGUCUCAUCAGGCGUGACGACCAUCCAGUUCAAACCUGCCUCCUGACCAAUCUGGCUGUGGCUGAUUUCCUUAUGGGAGUGUAUCUCAUGAUAAUAGCUAUUAAGGACCAGAUAUGGGCAGGUACUUACUUCAGCUUCGAUUUGAUAUGGCGGUCAGGAGUCCUCUGUAAAGUGGCCGGCGCCCUUUCGGUACUUUCAAGUGAGGUCUCGGUACUCAUGCUCACUGUGAUAACCGCUGACCGUCUGCUAAGUAUUGUUUUUGCCUUCAGAUGCUCACGUCUGACACUAAGAGGAACUUACAUUAUUUGUGCCGUGGUGUGGCUCUGCGGAAGUGCAAUUGCCGUGGUACCGGCUUUUGAUACUCCCUACUUUUUCAACGUGGACAGAAGAUAUGGGUUCUAUGGUCGUUCCUCGGUAUGUCUACCUCUUCAGUUGUCUUCAGAAAGACUGGCAGGCUGGGAAUAUUCUGUUGGCCUUUUUAUUGGUUUGAAUCUCGCAGCUUUCCUCUUCAUCAUGUUGGCGUACAUUUCUAUUAUCGUGAAAGUGUCCAAGUCACAGAGAAGAGUCAAGGCUCACGGUGAAUCUGAAGUGAGCUCGAACAGCAUCAAAAGAGAGUCCGCGUUGGCAAGGAGGGUUUUCAUAAUCAUCUUAACAGACUUUAGCUGCUGGAUUCCUGUAAUAAUUCUGAGUAUUCUUGCUCUAACGGGCAAAUUUCACGAUGAACAAGGUGUGGCGUAUGUAUGGUUUGCCGUCUUUGUUCUGCCGGUAAAUUCCUCUGUGAAUCCUGUACUCUACACUUUCUCGACUCCAAAGGUAAGGACAGUCCUUGUAAGCUGGUUUUAUCGCCUUGUGACUGGCUGUAAAUGGUUCAGCUGCAAGAAACGAUCUGAUGGAAUUGCUAUAUCUGAUGGAGACGGAACACAACUCGACACCACGUGUUACAACAGUAUCUCUUUAGACGUCACAUCCAACUAUCCUCCCAGCAACAACUGACUUCCUUUGGUGACAGUUAAUACAGAAACGUGGAGAUAUUGAUAUGCGCUGAUGGGGAACGAUGAAGCCUUGUACAUCCCUUUUUAAGAAAUGUUAAUACUCUUGAUCGAAAAUGGCAUUUUUCAGUUUGCUUUCUGCCAGACACCAUAUAUUAAACCUCUUUAUUAGUUAGCUGAGUGCUCAACACUCAUAGGUAAUUUUUCUUAUUAGCUGAAUUUUUCAGAAACGUUCUGAAAUUUAUCAGAGGCUUAAUAAUUUAGACAGCGGCUACGAGAAAACCCG
This is a messenger RNA of Pocillopora verrucosa, 3428 nucleotides long. RefSeq names its product relaxin receptor 1. Lineage: Eukaryota; Metazoa; Cnidaria; Anthozoa; Scleractinia; Pocilloporidae. The record is from RefSeq and is a predicted model, not a curated record. Gene Ontology annotation, biological process: activation of adenylate cyclase activity; adenylate cyclase-activating G protein-coupled receptor signaling pathway; hormone-mediated signaling pathway. Gene Ontology annotation, cellular component: plasma membrane. Gene Ontology annotation, molecular function: G protein-coupled peptide receptor activity; protein binding.